AUGAAGUUUAUAAACAAUGUUUCCCUCACAGCCUCGUUGCUAUCUUUGAUACCCUUCAUUUCAGCUGCUGCUACUCCAGACAACAUAUCUUCCCCACAAGGUAGUUUCAAGAUAGGCUUCAAUGUCAGAAGAGGGUCAUCCAAAGAGAAUUUAUCCCCCGCUGAUGAUCAAAAACCAAGAUUUGUUAAACGUGCCGAUGGGGAUGGAUCAUUCAAUUUAGAAUUGAUCAAUGAGCAAACUUUUUAUUUAGCUGAAUUGCAUAUUGGAUCAAACAAGGACAAGAACCAAGUACUUGUUGAUACUGGAAGUUCAGAUCUUUGGGUUAUGUCCCAUGAUCUUAAGUGUGUUAGUGCGAGUAGCAGCUCGUCCUCGGGAUCUAGUUCGAAAAAGAAGAAAAGAGAUCCCAAAAAUGUAUUUGGAUAUGGCACUGGUACUGGAGUGAAGUUCCCAUUUGAAGAAGACCAAGAGGAACCCAAACAAUCAAGAGAAGACCAUGUUGAAGAAGAACAGAAAAGAGAAACUCCAUCAAAAUCAGAAAAUGUUGGCGAAGAUGCCAAUAAACGUGCUGAUAGUUACUAUACUACAAUCUAUCUUUCUGAAUUACCAGACGGAACUAACUUUCCAGCACCAGGCGGUGGUGGUAUAGGCUCAGGUUCAAGUUCUUCUGGUGGAUCUGGCUCUGGUUCAAACACUUGUACAUCAUAUGGUUCAUUCAAUACUGGAAACUCGGACACUUUUAAACGUAAUGACACUGACUCAUUUCAAAUUCAAUAUGCUGAUGGAACUUAUGCUAAAGGUAUUUGGGGUUACGAUACUGUCAGAAUGGGUAAUAUCUCAGUACCUGAUUUAAGCUUUGCCAUUGCUAAUGAGACUUCUAGUGAUAUUGGUGUAUUGGGUAUUGGAUUGCCUGGAUUGGAGACGACCACUUCGUAUGGAUACAUGUAUGAAAAUUUACCAAUCAAGAUGAAAUCAGAUGGAAUUAUUAAACGGGUUUUGUUUUCAUUAUACUUGGACCAAGCUGAUGCUGAUAGCGGAUCUCUUUUAUUUGGUGCUAUUGAUCAUGCUAAAUAUGAAGGUUCUUUGGAAACUAUCCCCAUGUUGAAAACUUAUAGACAAAUUGAUUAUCCUGUUAGAUUUGAAGUUGAAGUUAGUAACAUUACAUUAAACAACAACCAGGGGGUUACAGCAAACGUAAUGACUGAUUCGGUUGGUGCUGUAUUAGACUCUGGUUCAACAUUGUCUUACUUGUACUCGGAACAAAUUCAAGCUGUUGGUGAAGCACUCCAAGGUAGAUACUCAAGUAGUGCCGGUGCAUACAUUGUUGAUUGUCGAUUCUUGGAAACUAAUUCAACUUUGGAUAUUCAAUUUAGUGGAAAGACAAUUAAAGUCCCAGUAUCGGAUUUAGUUUUACAAGCAAGUAGAUCAACUUGUUAUUUGGGUCUUUUUGAGCAAUCAUCAAGUUCUUCAUAUAUCUUAUUUGGAGACAAUGUGUUACGAAGUGCUUAUAUAGUUUACGAUUUGGAGGAAUAUGAGGUACACAUUGGUCAAGUUUAUUACACUGAUGAUGAAGAUAUUGAAGUUGUUGAUGGAAGUGUGACUACUGGAGGAGGACAAAAUUCAACGAGAGUCGGUGGAGGUAGUGGGUCUAGCUCAUCAUCGUCAUCAAGUAACAAGAAUGGCGCAUUGUCGGCGUUUAACUUGUCAUGGUCUUUUGUACUUGUUGGAUUAUUGGUUUCUAUGGGUAGUACGUUAUAG
Messenger RNA from Lodderomyces orthopsilosis Co 90-125, 1755 nucleotides. RefSeq names its product pepsin-like aspartic protease. Lineage: Eukaryota; Fungi; Ascomycota; Pichiomycetes; Serinales; Debaryomycetaceae. The record is from RefSeq and is a predicted model, not a curated record. The coding region runs from base 1 to 1755 and encodes 584 amino acids. Gene Ontology annotation, biological process: proteolysis. The transcript has a single exon. Gene Ontology annotation, molecular function: aspartic-type endopeptidase activity.